Molecule: messenger RNA, 2088 nt
Organism: Lytechinus variegatus (green sea urchin)
Lineage: Eukaryota; Metazoa; Echinodermata; Echinoidea; Temnopleuroida; Toxopneustidae
Exons: 8
Coding region: 717-1982 (421 amino acids)
Biological process (GO): positive regulation of neuron differentiation; negative regulation of Notch signaling pathway
Cellular component (GO): nucleus
Molecular function (GO): DNA binding; transcription corepressor activity
Source: RefSeq, a predicted model, not a curated record
UGAAAGAAAAUUGCAAGUUAAAAAAAAGAUGAGAUUUAAAAAAUGGUCCCCCGAUUUUCUUUGGGGGCCCCCUCUAGAUCCGCUUCUGCACAGUAAUUCUCGAAGAGCAGAAUCAAGCUUAUUAUUUUUCUGUUCACCUAACAGGAUUUAUGUCCAGCCUAAGCUAUAGCCGCAUAUUUUAGGGAAUUACACCGCUGAGAUUUAAUUUGGCGGCACUGUAUUAUGUCCGCACGGCACGUCGCCUCGCUCGCUUGGCUUCGGCCCGGCCACAUCAUUGGGCAGCGUACGGUACUGACAACAGAGACCACGGGCCGUGGCCGGUCGGUGUAUAAUUGGGCGCCUGGCAGGCGGGGCGCCGCCGUACCGUUCACCCCGGCCCGCUCUAGUCCAGACUAGGCCGGCCGGCCCGCUCGCGAUCGAUCGCAUGCAUGGCCUAUGCGCGCGCAAUUAAUUUGGAAUCAGAUUCCGCCAUUUUCAACUGUAACUUGUGCAUGUGUAUUGGGCUCGCUCGACGUUCGUCAGUGCAAAGUAAGUUUUAACAUAGAGCACGAACGUUCUUCACAUUGCUAGGACUCGUAUCAAUUUGUCUACAUAUUGCAGUGACAAUCCCAGUGAAAGUGAAAAAAGUAUUCGAUAAUCAAAUUCAAACGACAGAGUCAAACUCAAAGACAAAGUCAGACUCGGACGUCGACUCGUCUGUGACUGUGAGUGUGACAAUGGCAUUGGCCGUGCAGGGAAAGAAGUUCUACUGCCUGUAUGAAUUUGACGAUGACAGCGUGGAAAUCGGCCCUGUGGACUGGAUUAAGGAUGUGGGCACAGACGUAAAUCUUGACUGGAUGAAAGAACCCCAUGAAUUGGUGAACGAGGAGGUGAUGGUUAUUUGGGGCAGUGGAAAAGGUACUUCCACCCAUCAUGCAAAGGUACUUGCGGUGAGCGAUUCCAAAGAGAAGCUCAUUACAAAGAGAAAUAAACUAUGUAAUGAUCAACCCAUGGAUACCGACAUUGAGACUGGCAGAGGGAAGAGGAAAAAGAAGCCAGUAAAAUUCAACUAUGACGAGAGCGAGGAAGAGGAGGAGGAACCUUCAUGUCCGGCUCCAACUAAGAAAGUGAAAUCUAGCAGCAAGCUGGGUCACUGUAAUGAACUGGCAAAACAGCUGAAGAGGCAGAUGUUUGGAACAAAUGAAGCAGUACAUGUGCAUCAGACAAAAUCAAGUGCUAGCACUACAGUCUCUCGGGAGUUGGAUCAAAUGAAAGAAGAAGUGGAAAAACUGAAGAAGGAAAAGGAGGUGCUGCAAGGAAAGCUCAUAAAAGAGAAGGCGUCAAGAGAAAACCUGCAGCAGCAGUUGUUAUUCUUAAAAGGUGUGCCAAAAUUUAUUGACACUUUCAAUGGUUUCAUGAGCAAAAUGGAGGAUUUCUCAAGAACAGUCAAGCACAACAACAUUCGAGGUUACAAUGGCAGCAAUGACCAAGUCAAGAUGGCCAGCCCAUUGGAUGAAGAAUCUUCUACAGUGGCAUCACCAUCACCAUCAUCUUCACCAUCCACCUCAUCUAGCAAGAAGCCCAGUAAUUCACAGACCCAUAUAUAUCUGACCCCCACAGUAACCAUAAGCAAAUCACUGUUGCAGAAUUGCAACAGCAGCGAUUAUCGCAAAUACACAUGUGAUUUGAUGCUUGGAAUGUUUGGGAGGAAGGCACUUGUGAACUCCUCUCUCACCGGAGGCAAGAACUCGGCUGGACAGGCGAAACCUCCUUUGGACAGUGAGAAGGUCCAAGCCAUAACAAGCCAUGUGAUGUCCAAGUUUGGGAGGUCUGUGGUAGACGUCCGCACAGUGAUGCGAAACAAAGUGAGCAAUGAGGUGAAGCUCGCUAAAAAGAGGGCUGCACUAGAGGCCAAAAAAACGGACCCUGGCAAGGAAUCGGAAUCGAACCCAAAGGAAUCGGAUAACGUACUAGACACCGAUGAAUCGGACCUCGACGAUUAAGAGCUCAAAUUUUGCCUAAGUCGAAGAAGGCUGCAAAGUGAAUCAUUCACUCUUUUAAAGGAAACCAAAACCCAAGAAGAGAAGUAAUCUUAUUGGAAAGAGUAAA